Molecule: messenger RNA, 563 nt
Organism: Exaiptasia diaphana
Lineage: Eukaryota; Metazoa; Cnidaria; Anthozoa; Actiniaria; Aiptasiidae
Exons: 3
Coding region: 9-416 (135 amino acids)
Molecular function (GO): protein binding
Source: RefSeq, a predicted model, not a curated record
UUACAUUCAUGACUGGCACUACCGAAGGGGGCCGAGGUGGACGUGAUCCAAAGGUUGUCAUCUAUGGAAGCAAAGGAAACUCAGGGACAAUCAAUUUCAAAGGGAAGCUAAAAGAGGGCAACGAAGAACAGUUUCUCGUACAGUUAAAGGAAGAUAUUGGUGACAUAUUAGUAAUUAAAGUUAGUCAAUCAGGUUUAUUCUUCGUCCCAAAAUGGAAUCUAAGGAGGGUUACUCUUCGAUAUCUUGACAGCGCUGAGAGUUACUAUGCCUGCUUUGAUGGUAAAGUGGGGGAGAAAGCUCUUGUACAUGGUGAUGCCGAGUGUCAGAAGAAAAACUUGAACAGACGCCCUUUAAAAAAAGUCCGCCAUCAGUUUAGAUCGGGAAGCCACGAAGAAAAGAAUUUGGAGUCGAAUUAAUGAAUAAUGUAGAAGAAAAAGCAAGAUUUAGGAGAAAAAAAAACAGCAUGUUUGGCGAUAGCAAAACAACUCGUUCGUAUGUAACUUGUUGAAGAAAAAAUAAAAUAUUAAGAUGAAGUUGAAAACGAGAUCUAGAUAUUGUUUCAA